Bursaphelenchus okinawaensis is the source of this 2158-nucleotide messenger RNA. NCBI's taxonomy places the organism in Eukaryota, Metazoa, Nematoda, Chromadorea, Rhabditida, Aphelenchoididae. The record is from the annotation of a GenBank genome assembly.
AUGAGCGCCCAAGUAGAGCAACCCGUCCAACCCGUCGCCCCAGUCCCAGAAGAGCCAAAGCCAGAGAAUGGUACCACCAGUGAGACCAACGGCACCGAAGAAGUGAAAACCGAAGAGACAAAGGAAGCCAAGAAGGAGAAGGAAGCUCCAGUACCAAUCGACCCGAAGGAGGACUUUGUUGGCUGGGUGGGACAACAGAUCCCCAAUGCCAUUCACAAGGUAGGGCUUUUGGAAAUUUAAAUUUUUGAACUUUUAUAAUAUCUUUUUGUCUUACCAGUCAUUAAAUUAUGGGUUAUUGUUCUAAUUUAUUUGUUUUUAUCAGUUUGUGAUAGCUUUUGCUUAGUGUCUACAAUGUAUUCGAAUAACGACUUUUUAAUGACUACAGUGACACUUUUAUUAAUUACCUCAGUUAUUUAUAACUUUUUGAAUUUAUAGCCUUGUUUAUGACAAAAUGAUGACAUUCCAUGCUUCGUUAUUCUUACUUUAUCUAGUUAUCAACAUAUAUUUAAAGUCAUAGUACUUUGAAAAGAAAACUACAGUAUAUUUUACGUCAUAACUAUAAAUUAUGAGCUAUACCAAUACUUAUUAGCUAUAACAACGUACUAUUAGCCAUAACAAUAUAGUAUGUGUCAUACCAAUGCUUCAUGUCUCAUUGAAUAGAGCAUUCCUUUAGUUUCGAUGAUCAUAUCACCUGAUUCAACUCGAUUCCCAGCCUUGUCUAAAGUCCAUGUUUAUAUUAAUCAUUAUCAGUUAUUACACAUCUUAUCUAAUUGUUUUAGUUUAACUUCUACAUUCUUCAAUGGGCCGUCAACCUCGCCUACGAUGACGAAUCCAAGAAGCCCAAACUUCCGGCCAACGAAGAGAUCACCAAGUCCCAGUUCCUGAACUACCUGAAGGACGGCCAGAUCCUCGCCAACUUGGCCAACAAAUUGCACCCAUCCUCGGUGGAGACCGUGAAGGAAGGUGAAGAUGCCAAGACCAAGGAAGCCCAGAAGGAGAACAUCGAAGGCUUCAUCAAGUUCGCCAAGGAGAAGGCCGAGCUCAACGAGUCGCAGAUCUUCGCCGCCGAAGACCUCCAAGAGAAGGGCAAAGCCGGCUUCAACCAGGUCCUGAACACCCUCUUCCAGCUGGCCCACAUCACCCAGACCAAGUUCCAACAACAAGGCAUCGACGUCGACGCCGUUAUCACCGAAAUCGCCGGAAUCGCACCAAAGUCGAUCAUCGAGAAGAUCCGCACCUUCGUGUUCAACAAGCUAAGAAGACAGUCGUCGACACAGGAGAAGGAGAAGGAAGAGAACAAAGAAGAAGAAGCCAAGAAAGAAGAACCACAAGAAGCCGCCGCCGAACCAGCACCAGCAACGGAAGAGAAGAAGGAAGAGGUAGGACAAUGGAGAUACCAAAUUGGGGACUGUAAUUACAGGGCUGGGCAUUGUUUGAAGGGGUAAUGAGGUUAGGCGGGUGGGGUCUGAUUAGAGGCCUAGCUGAAAGGUGAGGUCAGGUUUGGCUUAGCGACGAUUAAUUGGGGAACUAGUUAGGGAUGGCAUGUUCUUCUAAAUUUCAAUUUAAAAUUUAUGGCAGGUUAUUUUAAUUUUACUUUAAAAUUUUUUGAAGCGAAAUUUAAUUGAAAAGCCGACAAGACCCUCUUCACUGCUGUCUACUAUAAUAUUUCAUAAUACUGAGUAAAACAAAAUAGUUUUCCCUAAAAUGAGUAACUUUCAAAUUGAAAUACGAUUUCGAAAUGCAAAAAAUAAUUGUUUUGGUAGAGUUACGAAACACAACAUGAGUAAUGGCAGUCGAAAUAGGUCAGAAACAAGAUUUAUUUUCAAAAUCUGAGUCAAUACAUUACUCAGCACUCUUAAUACAUUUCCGAUCGCGCAGUUAUUAAAAAAGGUAUUAAUAUUAACCAUUGAGUCGGAAAUGCUUGGCAUUAGUCAAUUUCUAGACUUGCAAGUUAUUUUAGGCGGUAAAAUAGGAAAAGUGGACAUAUAGACAUAAAUUUAGGUAACAAAAUUAAUGGAAUGAAACAUAGUAAUUUAAAACAAAGGUAUUUAUAAAUUAUUAGAUAUUACACUCAAUUAUAACAUGUAUAACAUAUUAACCAUGUAUACAAUCGCAUAACGACCUCCUCUUUCAGGCGCCAGCAGUGACAGCCCAGUAA